UAAAUGAAAUUGUCAACAGUUAGAAGCAUCGUAAGAACUCGACAAAACAGAAACGAUCAUCACCUUCACGAGCAAGGCGAACCCGUUUACUUUUGAAGUAGAAAUCCUCGACGUCACGUCAAUUCAAACCCGCUUCUCACUCUGGAAAGUUGCAAUAAGAAAUUCAAAACAAUUUUCUCUUGAGUAUACGUACUAACAAACUGAGCGUUAGCUUCUUUCCUUCAUUUCCCUGAGUUAAAAAAAAAAUGGCAAUCAGUGGUACAGCGCGACCGUCGCGUGUUGCCUCGGCAACACUCGCAGCUUUCAGCACGACUGCUGCCCGAGGACUGCUCUUGAAAUCGCUGCCGCCGGAAGGAGAAGACGCGGCGGACGCGGUCGCGGAUCCACGACUUCCGUCCACAACUAAACCUUCGACAUCCGAAUCGGACGAAGCGUCGCGUCGCCCUUUGCUAGCAGCCAAAAGCAGGACCACUACAACUGCAGCGGCGACUGAUUCGAAAAGAUCUGCGGCGUCUUCGUUCGCGUCUCUGGACGCCCUGGUAGCGGGGGCGCUGGAACAGGUCGGAAUUUCGACAGAAGAAGGAAAAGUUGGAACAACUCCACCGGAAAUCGCGAUCGACGAAGCAAAGCAAACCAUCCGGGUGAGCUUUCCCAACGCAACGGCUACUGGCCCCAGUGCAGGGCGAGGACCGGAAAGAACUUCCUCCCUGCUGGAGAAAAACAAGCGGUUGAAUUUGGCAGCAAAAAGAACGGAGCAGCAAGAGGCGCUUUUCCGUGAAAGUAAAAUGCAGCUGGACGAGUACCAACUCCAACCCGGGGAGAUCUACUGUCCGCGGCCGGAAAAUUUUGGCAUUGAUGACGACCCGGCGAACGGAGUGUUCUACGACGGCCCGGAGUACUACCCUGACAACGUGAAGGCGGUGAGUUCGGCGGAGGUGGCGAUCUACGAGGACGGGCUGACCGGGUGGACCAUCAACGCCAAGGGCCGGGUGUCGAGUAAGUUCGCCGUGGAUUUGACCGGCGGGUACAUGGAGUUCAAGUACGACGCGUCCGGGGUAACUUCCAACGCGAUCAACGCGAAUUUCUACGCGUGCGCGCAGAGUAAAGACCUCAUGAACGGCCUGACGGAAACGUCGACGGGCGAAGAUGUGAAGCGCACCUACUGCGACGCGCAGCCUUCCACCGCCGACAAGGGGCUCGGGGGCAGCUGCGAGGAGUUCGACCUGUGGGAAAGCAGCGGCCAGGAGGGCGGGCGGAUCACCAUGCACCGCGCGUUCGACGGCAGUGGCCAGGACAUGCGGGACUUUGAGCAGCCGGAGCCAAACGCGGUGCUAUCCGGCGUGAAAAUCGCUUCUAGCCUACUUCCAGAGUAAGUUGUGCCUUUUAGAUGAUGUACCUACUUGCCACUGGAAAGGAAAAAAAAAUGAAUCUAUCGGGUGCAUGGCCAGGAUCCCCUCGUGCUGUCCUCCGACGACUUGCAGGGUGUUCUUUUCCGGCUCUGGUUUUGUACAAAGCGUCAAAGCUUUUUAAAAUCUUUUCGACAAAUUAUUCAGUAAGUAGACUCUUGGCUCUGGGAACUACAAGGUAUUUUUCCGCAGGAUAAGCCUUUCGUUGGAGCCAGUUUGACGACGGGGGCGGCAAGAUGGAGGUCGGGACCCAAAGCCACGACAUGCCGGCCAACUUUCGCGGGGUCAAUGUCCGCGACAUCGGCCGGGACCGCGGGUGGCGCAUUCACUCCAGUCAGUGGACGGGGUGGACUCCGAAAGCCGGCAACCGCAUGGAUCACGACGCGCUGGCCAGGCCCUCGGUUUAUCGCAUUCGCGGCUUCCGAGGGAGCUGGACCUGGAUCGCCGGCACGAAACCCCCCAAGUGCGACGCCAACGGCAAGGUGCCGCAGCCGGGCGGUGGGGCGGGUAGAAAAGUUGUGGUGUGAGUUGUAGCAACAAACUGCGUCAUUUUGGACAAGCUUUCUACUAGCAUUUGUUCAUGAAUAGAAAUGAAUGUAGUACUGGUCGUGUUUCUGCUAGGAAAAGAAGGCCGUUCACAGUAGAAGAAAGAUAUUCAAUCUUCUUGUAACGAAAUAGAACACCGAUCCAAGAAUUCCGAGCUUCCGUACUGUCAAUCCAUACAGGGGCCGCCAACGGCGCGACCUCCGGUGAUGCGACCGGAGUGCAACUGGGUGGUGGUGCCAGUGUUAAUGGCGUAGCGAAUUCCGCCACUGUUUUGGGUUACCACAGGGAACAGCAAAAGCCUCCGCACUUCAGCCAAUGUCUUGCUCGUUGUGCUCGCUGACUCGGCAGCGCCAGGAGCGAGGCGCCUGUUUUCAUCAUGUAGUUUGCACCAGAGUCUUUUUCAAUAUCUUUGCUGGUUUUCUUCUACCCUGCAUGCUCAAGUGUAAGUGCCAAGAAGUGCUGUAUUAAGUUGGCGAUUGCAUGUCGAUUUAUGUUCUUGGUGGCAGCAGUAUUUUCAAUGAUAGAGCAGGGCAAUGAUUAUCGGGCGUGCUGUAUGCGUAGGCUUUUCACUCUGAUACGAAUGCAACUUCGGGACAAGGCGGCGUCGCGUCUCUACAAGCAGGUGCGGGACAACAGGCCAUGCUGGGUGCGUCAAACGUUGUCUUAUCAUCUUGAAAACAGAAAUAGCAACAGCUCUACCGGCGUCCGUGCAUAGUGAUGUGAGUAAUUUGAUUGGGUUAUUGCAGGAAUCAAAAUGUGAUACUUGCGUCACCACGAAGAGGACGAGACACGGUCGUCACCGUCCUUCUAAUUCACGAGACAAAAGCAAAAGCAUGCUGCAAGACUAGGAAAGUAUUCGUGCCCCCAACGAUGCAGUCACGCAAUAAAGGUAGUGCAGAUUUCUACUUCACAUUUUUCCAGAUGAUAAGAAAACGGCGCGCAGCCUUACGUGAUGAACAACGGUCAAUUUGCGGCCCGCCCCGCCGAUGAUCAAUGCUGCGGUGGCAACCAAGGGCAAGCAGCGCUGCCGCCUUCCGUGGCCGCCGGUCAACCUCUCGCUUCUUCCCUGGCCGGUCAACCUCUCGCUACAUCGCAGCAAGCGGCGGUGGCUCAAUCGCAGCCGGUCACUGGUACUGGUGGUCAAGGAGUCGCUGGUGUGCAGGGUGGACUCGCUGGUGCGCAAGGGGGACUCGCUGGUGUUCAAGCUGGACUCGCUGGUGGUCUGCAAGGACUCGCCGGUGCGCAAGGAAUGGGUGCGCAAGGACUCGCUGGUGCGCAAGGAAUGGGUGCGCAAGGAGUGGCUGGCUCGCAAGGAAUGGCUGCGCAAGGACUCGCUGGCGCUCAAGGAGUGGGUACGCAAGCGGGGCAACAAGGAGGCGCUGCACAGUUGGCAAGAUAAACCAACGUGAUCCGUGGAGCGGGCAGGUUUGGGAUGAUCUCGUAUGCGGGUUUUCUGUCACAACUUCUGGAAUUGUGAUGCUCUUGUCCUCAUGCUGAUCACAGACACACAUCAAUCAUGGUUCCAUUGUUUUGCUACGCGCAUUUUUGGGCGCUUACAUCUUUAUUUGCGGUUUUUUUUAAACAUUUGUUUCGCAAGACUAGUUUAUCGAGUUAAUUUGAUUCCGUUGUACAAUUUCUACUGCUGCAUUUUUGCCCAUGGUUCGCUCUCCCUAUUAGUACAGUAACAAUUUUUUUUUAAAAUUUGCACUGCAAACUUCUGCGCAGAAGCUACCACGAUUACCCCGCAAGCAUUCGGUAGUCCUGCACGUUCCUGCUUUUUCUUCCCCUUAUGAAGAAGUUCUAUUUAUCGGCUCUAAAUGGCAGGCGUCAACAGUACAUACUUACACCCAUUUUUUGCAGAGCAAGACAAUUUUAAAAUCCCCUUUCGUUGAUAAAGAU
Molecule: messenger RNA, 3851 nt
Organism: Amoebophrya sp. A120
Lineage: Eukaryota; Dinophyceae; Syndiniales; Amoebophryaceae
Source: the annotation of a GenBank genome assembly